AUUGCUCACUUAAAUCUUCCUCCUUGCCCAUCCUCAACAUCCAACAGAAACAAACUAUCUUACUAGGCAAAGAUAAUAGUAUAUGCGGUGGUUGCUCUUGUGAUAUGUUCAACUUUGGUAGUUAGCUUGUUUUUGUGUCAUCGGCGACGAAGUGUCACAAGGAAGGAGGCCUCUUCUUACCCAUCUUUUGAACACCAAAUUCUGAGAGUUUCUUAUGCAGAUCUUCUCAAAGCCACAAAUGGAUUCUCAGAGGCUAAUCUAGUAGGCGUUGAGAAUUAUGCUUUUGUUUAUAAAGGGAUCCUUGAUCAAGACCAGAUUGUUGUGGUAGUGGAAGUCCUCAAUCUUCAGCUCAGGGGAGCUUUAAAGAGUUUCAUGUCAGAAUGCAAUGCACUUCAAACCAUAAGGCAUCGAAAUCUUUUGAAGGUAUUAAGUGCAUGUUUUAGCAUAGACUUCCAUGGUAAUGAAUUCAGAGCUAUAGUAUAUGAAUUCAUGGCAAAUGGAACACAAGAUAGAUGGCUUCAUCAAAAUGGAGUUGGGGAGCAUGAGUACCUGAAAGUGAUUCAAAGGCUAGACAUUUCUAUUGAUAUUGCUUCUGCACUUGAGUAUCUUCAUUGUCGUUGUGAGUCAACAAUCAUUCAUGGUGAUCUAAAGCCAAGUAAUGUCCUCUUGGAUGAUACAAUGACUGCCCAUGUUGGAGAUUUUGGGUUAGCAAAAAUUAUUUCUGUAGCCUCAACAGAUGUACCGCAACAUCAAAGCAAUUCAAGUGCAAUAAGGGGAACAAUAGGCUACAUCGCUCCAGGACUACCAAUGCCCUCCAAUAAUGGUACCUCCGCAAUAUGUUGCUCCAACAGCCAAUCGAGAACCUGGUUUAUUUGAAGUAUCUUUAUGUUUAAUAUGUGUAAUAGUUGUUCAUCAGUUCAUGUGGGAAGUUUCCAACUGAGAUUGCAUGCUUAGGAUUUCUACUUUUGCCUUAUGGAACAACAGCCUUAUAGUUUUAAUUCCUCUCUAUCCUGAAAUUGCAUGUCGGUAUAGUUCUUGAUCUUGUUUUCCCUAUUAA
Molecule: messenger RNA, 1057 nt
Organism: Rhododendron vialii
Lineage: Eukaryota; Viridiplantae; Streptophyta; Magnoliopsida; Ericales; Ericaceae
Product: probable LRR receptor-like serine/threonine-protein kinase At3g47570
Exons: 2
Coding region: 373-876 (167 amino acids)
Biological process (GO): protein phosphorylation
Molecular function (GO): ATP binding; protein kinase activity
Source: RefSeq, a predicted model, not a curated record